Messenger RNA from Dentiscutata erythropus, 1827 nucleotides. Lineage: Eukaryota; Fungi; Glomeromycota; Glomeromycetes; Diversisporales; Gigasporaceae. The record is from the annotation of a GenBank genome assembly.
AUGCCGCGUUUUUCCCAUUAUGAAACUGCCUUAGGCUCACAAUUGUUUGAAAAGAUCAAAAACUGUCGUGUUUUAAUGGUCGGCGCUGGUGGAAUAGGAUGUGAGCUCUUAAAGAAUUUGGUCAUGUCUGGCUUUAAUCAAAUUGAACUGGUUGAUCUGGACACGAUUGAUCUUUCCAAUUUAAAUAGGCAGUUUUUAUUUCAAAAGCAACAUAUCAAGAAAUCAAAGGCACAGGUUGCUCGUGAAUCAGCUCUGAAAUUCAAUCCAAACGCUAACAUAGUCGCGCAUCACGCUAAUAUCAAAGACCCUCAAUUCAGUAUCGAGUGGUUCAAAAGAUUUGAUAUUGUCAUGAACGCUUUAGAUAAUCUUGACGCAAGGCGUCACGUCAACACUAUGUGUUUAGUCGCGAACAUUCCACUAAUCGAAUCAGGUUCAGAAGGAUAUCUUGGUCAAGUGACAAUUAUAAAAAAAGGAGAAUCUGAAUGUUAUGAAUGUCAACCUAAACCAACCAGAAAAACUUAUCCAGUUUGUACAAUUCGUAGCACUCCGAGCAGUCCAAUCCAUUGUAUUGUUUGGGCAAAGAGUUAUCUUUUCAGUCAAUUAUUCGGAAUACCUGAAGAGGAAGAUGAAGAACUAGAUAAAGAACUUAAUGACGAGAAUGCUGAUGAAAUUGCAAAUCUCAAGGCGGAAACGCUUGCUCUUAAACGUAUAAGAGAAGCGAUAGGAUCACAAGAUUACCCUAAAAUAGUUUUUCAAAAGGUUUUUACCGACGACAUUAAUCGUCUACUAAUAAUGGAAGAUAUGUGGAAAACCAGAAAGAGGCCAGUUCCUCUUGUUUAUGAAGAAAUGGAAAAACUUAAAGAUACAAAAUUACAAACGGACCAAACUACUGAUUCUAAUACCUUAAGAGAUCAAAUAUUAUGGAAUUUAACAGAAAACUUUUCUGUGUUUUUGGACAGUAUUAAAAGACUAAGCAAACGAUUACUUGCCGAAAAGUCGACUAAUCCAGAUGCAUCAUUGACAUUUGAUAAAGACGACGUCGAUGCCAUAGACUUUGUAACAGCAACGUCUAAUUUACGCGCAAGAAUAUUUGGUAUUAAAGAAAAAACGCAAUUUCAAGUAAAAGCAAUGGCCGGUAAUAUUAUUCCAGCUAUUGCGACAACUAAUGCAAUUGUUGCUGGAAUGAUUGUGAUGCAGGCGUUCAAAGUUUUAAAUGGUGAUUUCAAUGAAUGCAAGACAGUGUAUUGUGCUCCGGAUAGACGACCAAAAUCAAUUCUUUCAGAAUCUUUAAAUAAACCUAAUCCUGAUUGUUCAGUUUGUCAAUCUGCACAUGUUACCUUGAACGUUAAUGUUAAGAAAGCAACCUUACGAGGUUUUCUCAAAGAGGUCGUUCAAGGACCUGACGAAGGUGAGGAGGACAUUUGUGAAGUUUCUGUGGAGGAAGGUGGAAGAAUUAUAUAUGAUGUCGAAUAUGAUGACAAUCUUGACGUGACAUUCGAAAAAUUAAACAUAACUGAUGGAAAAAUGGUUAAAGUAACUCCUGAAAGUGAAGAUGAAGAAAAAUAUCCUACCGUUUUUGCCAUUUCUCAUAGAGAAACGUUCGAAUCUCCAAAUACUUGGUUUCAUGUUGAUGGUGAUACAGUGCCUAGAUCUCACACGCACGCUAAUUCAAAUGCUCAUAAAAGAAAGCUUGACGACUCUGAAAUUGAUCCUCAAGAAGAGUCUUCUCGUAAAAGACCUGCUGUUAUUGAAAAUGAGGUUAUCGUUCAAGACGAUGAUCUUAUAAUGACUGAAGAUGGUCCUCAAAGGCUCAUUGUCAUUGAUUAG